This is a messenger RNA of Ziziphus jujuba (common jujube), 3303 nucleotides long. Its product is annotated as glutamate receptor 2.7. The transcript has 5 exons. NCBI's taxonomy places the organism in Eukaryota, Viridiplantae, Streptophyta, Magnoliopsida, Rosales, Rhamnaceae. Gene Ontology annotation, molecular function: glutamate-gated receptor activity. The record is from RefSeq and is a predicted model, not a curated record. Gene Ontology annotation, cellular component: plasma membrane. The coding region runs from base 469 to 3114 and encodes 881 amino acids.
AUUUGGCAAAAGGCAGCAUUUUUUUUUUUUUUAAUUUACCUUUAAUUAUCAUCGUCAUCGUCAUCAUCCUUGUGUCUGUCCCUGAUUUGUUGAAAGUUUAAAGCACAUAUAUUUUUUUUGUUUUUUUUGGCUUCCGUUGGCCACAAGAAUUUGAACUUUCCAAACCGUGUUAUGGAAUAAGAGGGGAUCAUAUGCUCCAUGGAACCGAUCAUUUUUACUUUAUAUGAGCAAUGGAUAAUAUUCUAAACGUCUAGGUUUUAUGCUCCAUUUCUAUCAGACCAAUUCAAAGAUUUAACAAUUUACCAAACACAGAAAAUUCAAAGAUUCAAAAAGUCCACGCUAAAAUAUUCCAGGUAUUUGAAAUUUCUUAUGCACCUGUUGUUCGAUGAUAAAUAUAUAUAUAUAGAAUAUAUAGAUGAUAUUGAUGAUAAGUUAUAAGCUCUCUGGUAUGAUUUGGAACCUCCCAAAAUGACAACCAUUAAUAAAGCUUCAAAACAAUACGGCUUCUAUUGUCCUCUACUCAUCAAUUUUCUAAUCCUCUUAUAUGGAAUUGAAGCUGCUAGCAUAGACAAACUCACAACACAUAUAGGUGUAAUCAUCGAUGACAAUCACCGAGCUGGGAAAGAAGAGAAAAUAGCCAUGAAAAUUGCAGCUCAAAGGUUCAACAGCAGUUUAAAGCCUAACAAGAUGUUUCUCCACUUCAGAAAUCCUGGUGGUGAUCCAUAUCUGGCUGCUUCUACUGCUCAAGACCUAAUUCAAAAGGAGAAAGUGAAAGCAAUUAUUGGCCUGCAAACAUGGCAUGAAGCAGCUCUAGUAGCUGGUGUUGGAAACCGGACUCAGGUCCCGGUUCUUUCAGUUGCAGCGCCGGCCAAGACCUCGCCAUUCAUACCGAAUCGUUGGCCAUAUUUAGUUCAAAUGACAAACCAUGGUCCUUUCCAAAUAAAAUGCAUUGCGGAUAUUGUCAGAUCAUACAAUUGGCAAAAGGUCAUAACCAUCUCUGAAGACUAUGAUUAUGGUGGUGAUUAUGGGAUGUUAGCACUUUUAUCGGAGGCUCUACAGAAUGUUGGUUCAGAGAUUGAGUAUCAAUUAGUUCUUCCACCAUUCUCUUCUCUUUCUGAUCCCAAAGAGUUUGUUCAAGAGGAGCUUCUGAAGCUUCUCACUACUAAACAAUCCCGGGUUUUUAUAGUUUUGCAAUCAUCCUCCGCCAUGGUUACUCAUUUGUUUAGAGAAGCUAAGAAGAUGGGACUUGUGGGUAGAGACUCUGCAUGGAUAAUAUCAGAUACCAUUUCGGACUACUUGGACUCUUUCAAUACAUCUGUUAUAUCCUCCAUGGAAGGAACUCUAGGAACUAAGGUCUACUACUCAGAAAGUAGCACUUCUUAUCAAGAUUUUAGAGCGCAAUUUCGUCAAGUUUUUCGAACCGAGUAUCCAGAGGAAGAUAGCUACGAGCCUGGAAUUCAUGCUUUACGAGCAUAUGAUGGCAUCGAAACGAUUGCACAGGCCAUUUGGAGGAAGUCCAGUAAUGACACUAGUACAAAAAUUUUAGUGGAAAGUAUUCUUUCGAGCAAUUUCAGCGGUUUAAGUGGCACAAUAAAUUUCAAAGCAGGCCAACUUUCAUACCCUCCUGUACUUAAAAUCAUAAAUGUAGUUGGGAGGAGCUACAAAGAACUAGACUUUUGGACACCGGAAUUGGGAUUUUCAGGAAGCCUUGAAACUGAAAAUGGCACAGAAUACUACAAAAAUGGUGAGGGUGGUAGUUACUCCAAAGCUUUGGUUGGUCGGGUGAAUUGGCCUGGAGACCUACACUGGACACCAAAAGGUUGGACAAUGCCUAUUGAUGCAAAGCCAAUGAGAAUUGGAGUGCCAAUGGAUCCUGAAUUCGAGAAUUUCGUGAAGAUAGAGUACAUCAAAAGUUCAAACAGAACGACAUAUAGGGGCUUCUGCAUAGAAGUCUUCUACAAGGUUCUAGGUACAUUGGGUUAUGAUCUUCCUUAUGAAUUCAUUCCCCACAAUGGCUCCUAUGAUGAUCUGGUUAAUCAUGUUGCCAACAAGACUUAUGAUGGUGCUAUUGGAGAUAUAACCAUACUACAUAACCGAUCAAAGAUUGUGGAAUUCACUCAGCCAUACACUGAGUCAGGAUUGUCCUUGAUAGUUCCAGUAAAGCCCCGAGGGUCAGCAGUCCUGAUCGUGAAGCCUUUUACAUGGGAAAUGUGGAUGACCAGUGUAAUCAUCUUUCUUUACACCAUGUUUGUGGUUUGGUUCUUGGAGCAUCCAAACAAUCCAGAAUUUGGUGGCACAUGGAAGAACCAAAUCGGUACCACACUGUGGUUCACCUUCUCCUCUCUAUUCUUUGCUCACAGGGAGAAAAUCAAUAGCAACUUGACUAGGGUGGUGGUGGUCAUGUGGUUGGUUCUUGUGUUCGUGUUAACCUCAAGCUACACAGCCAAUCUUUCUUCAAUGCUCACUGUCCAACAGCUGAAACCAGAUGUAGGGCAGCUAAAAGGAAACUCUAAAGUGGGUUGUGACGGUGAUUCAUUUGUAAAGCAACACCUGGUUGAGGUUCUUGGCUUCAAAGCAGAGAAUGUCAUAGAGUUUCCAAAUGGAACACUAUAUCAUGAAAUGCUCCAAAAAAAGAAAAUUGCUGCCGCUUUCCUUGAGCUUCCGCAUCAGAAAGUUUUUCUCAACAAGUACUGCAAUGGAUACACUGCAGUGACCAGAGGAUCAUACAGAUUUGGAGGACUAGGCUUUGUAUUCCAAAAAGGAUCUCCAAUAGCUAGAGAUUUUUCAGAAGGCAUUCUAAGUCUGUCAGAGAAGGGUGUGUUGAAAGAAUUGGAAAAUCAGUGGUUGACUCCCACAAAAGAGUGCUCAAUCAAUGAAACAUCAGAACCCAAAAGUUUGAGACUCCAAAAUUUCUGGAUUCUCUACCUACUAUCUGGCAUCAUCUCCGCCAUUUGUUUUCUACUUUCAUUCCUGCGCUUGAGAAGGCAAUAUAGACUGCCUCAAGAGCCAGACAUAGACACUGCUAUAUUCCCAAUUAAGAAGGCUUCAACCUUUGCUAAUGACACACACUGGAACCACAUGACCCAACUACGAAAGACUAGCUCUAUACAGUAGCCAUAUAUAUAUAUAUAUAUAUCCUAACAGCUAAAAUUGCUAUAGCAGUAGUCAAUUAAUGUCCAUGACUGGGCUUCUAAUUUAUACGUUAUUUUUAUUUGUAAAUAAUAACAUUAUGUAAAUUUUGCAUGCCAUAUGUGCUUUGUUGUUAAUUUGAGCUUUCUACAUAUAUACAUGGAUUUUGCAUCA